CAACUGCCCAGGUUCUUAUGAAUUCCCCACGCACCAUUUCUGAUAUUUAUUUCUUCAAUUCCUCUGCCUCUUCUUGUCUGAAUUGAGAUCCAGACCCAGCUACCAACACUUUUCCAGAAUUGAAAUGCCAAAUUCACGACUUUGAUUUCGAGUCCCAAGUCAACCCCAGCUUUACCCCACAAUACCGCGCGCCAAUCACGAUGGCGAUGAAUGUCAGAUCUGCCUCCAAGGCAAUCCGAACGCUGCGAGUAAGCAAAAGUCUUGGUUUGGAGGUCAUCGCAGUACUGUAGCUAAUUGAUUGAAAGCCUAUCGCCGUUCGACCGACAAUCCUCCCUACCUACCGAAACUAUGCCACCUCCUCCGAACCAGAUCUCAAGACGACCUUCAAGAAAGCGAUCCCCGCAAAAAGGGAAUUGUUGAAGAAAGUCAAGUCAUUGGGCGAUAAGGUUAUUGGCGAAGUCAAGAUUGAGAACACAAUUGGUGGAAUGAGGUAUGAAUUGAUAAUCACAAGAUCCACUAAAGCAGGGGCUUACAAAAUACAGAGGGUUAAAGGCAAUGGUAUGGGAAGGCUCAGUUCUCGAUGCCAAUGAGGGAAUCAGAUUUCAUGGCCGUACGAUCAAGGACUGUCAAAAAGAGCUGCCAAAGGGCACUUCAGGAACAGAAAUGCUUCCCGAGGCCAUGUUCUGGCUUCUCUUGACAGGACAAGUCCCAUCUACGAAUCAAGUUAGAAAGUUCUCUCGUGAACUUGCGGAACAAUCAGAACUUCCUCAAUUCGUGAACAAGAUGCUUGAUGCAUUCCCAAAAGACCUUCAUCCAAUGACACAAUUCGCAAUUGCUGUCUCCGCUCUCUCACAUACCUCCAAAUUCGCCGAAGCAUACGCAAAGGGUGUCAACAAGGCCGAUUACUGGGAACCAACAUUUGAUGACAGCAUCUCGCUUCUUGCCAAACUCCCAACUAUCGCAGCCAAGAUUUACCAAAACUCAUAUCGGGGUGGUGGUGCUCUCCCAGCAAAGGUUGAUCUGAACCAAGAUUGGUCGUACAACUUCGCAGCUAUGCUCGGAAAGGGUGGCAAAGAAAACGAAAACUUCCAAGAUUUAUUAAGAUUGUACCUUGCUCUCCAUGGAGAUCAUGAGGGUGGUAAUGUCUCAGCUCACGCAACACAUUUGGUAGGCAGUGCACUCAGUGACCCGUUCCUGAGUUACAGCGCCGGUCUUCAAGGUCUCGCAGGUCCACUUCACGGGUAGGUACAUCCGUUUCCGUACCACCUCCUCAACUAACCGAAACCCCCCAGUCUCGCAGCUCAAGAAGUCCUACGAUGGAUUCUCCAAAUGCAAGAACAUGUAGGAACCACCUUCUCCGACAAAGACGUCUCCGACUACCUCUGGAGCACCCUCAAAUCCGGCCGCGUCGUCCCAGGCUACGGCCACGCCGUGCUUCGUAAACCCGAUCCCCGCUUCGAAGCCCUAAUGGACUACGCAUCCUCACGUCCCGAGAUCGCAAAAGACCCCGUCUUCCAACUCGUCAAGAAGAACUCCGAGAUCGCCCCCGAAGUCCUCAAGGAACACGGCAAGACCAAGAAUCCUUACCCCAAUGUCGAUUCGAGUUCUGGUGUCCUCUUCCACCAUUACGGUUUCCAUGAGACGCUUUACUAUACCGCGACUUUCGGUGUCAGUAGAGGCUUAGGACCCCUGGCUCAAUUGAUCUGGGAUCGUGCGUUGGGAUUGCCGAUUGAGAGGCCGAAGAGUAUUAACCUUGAGGGAUUGGUUAAGCUUGCUGAGAGCUCGUAGAUGAUUAUGAUGUAUAAAUGAUGUCAAGAGGGUAUGAGGAGUUUUUCCGUUUGCUGGAGUUAGUCCCCUGAUCUGAUAGAUCUUUUGAGUCAUUCAUAAAAAGCCUUUUUUAGAAAUUCUC
Messenger RNA from Hymenoscyphus albidus, 1909 nucleotides. The record is from the annotation of a GenBank genome assembly. NCBI's taxonomy places the organism in Eukaryota, Fungi, Ascomycota, Leotiomycetes, Helotiales, Helotiaceae.